Choloepus didactylus (southern two-toed sloth) is the source of this 2338-nucleotide messenger RNA. RefSeq names its product proline rich mitotic checkpoint control factor (gene PRCC). The record is from RefSeq and is a predicted model, not a curated record. Gene Ontology annotation, cellular component: nucleus. NCBI's taxonomy places the organism in Eukaryota, Metazoa, Chordata, Mammalia, Pilosa, Megalonychidae. Bases 245 to 1726 code for a protein of 493 amino acids. The transcript is spliced from 7 exons.
ACUCGGCGGCCAUUAGCUGUGUGUAGUUGCCAGGGACUAGGAGCUUAAGUGAAGAGAGAAACCUUAUUAGGUGGAAAUCACCCAUGGCAAUGGGUACCUGCCGGGGCUAGCCCUAGAAUACGGAGUGGGCAGGCUCUUCGGUUCCCCGCCCCGCCGUGUGGCGGGGCCCACCAGGCCUCCGGGCAUCCCCGGUCUCAAGUAGGCCUAUUCUGCCGGCAAGGGCGCCCCAAAGGCGGGAGGCGCCAUGUCGCUGGUUGCUUACGCCAGCAGCGAUGAAAGUGAGCCGGAUGAGGCUGAGCUGGAGCCGGAGGAGGAGGAGGAGACGGCGGCGGUCCCUACAACUGGGCCCACUUCAGGUGGCUUGUUCGCUUCUCUCCCCGCACCCAAAGGUUCGGCCUUGCUGGCCCCGUCCCCCCAGAUGCUGGCCCCAGCCUUUCCCCCUCCGCUUUUGUUGCCCCCACCCACCGGAGACCCCCGGCUCCAGCCUCCUCCCCCCUUGCCCUUCGGCCUGGGAGGUUUCCCUCCACCUCCAGGAGUGAGCCCGGCUGAAGCGGCGGGAGUUGGGGAGGGGCUGAGUUUGGGGCUGCCAUCGCCGCGAGGCCCUGGCCUCAGCCUGCCCCCGCCUAUCGGCGGUGCCGGUCCCCCCCUGGGGCUUCCCAAGCCAAAGAAGAGGACAGAGCCCGUGAAGAUCGCGGCGCCGGAGCUGCACAAGCGGGAUUCAGAUUCUGAGGAAGAUGAACCCACAAAGAAGAAAACUGUUCUUCAGGGAUCCGGUGAGGGGACUGGUUUGUCUGCCUUGCUUCCCCAACCUAAAAACCUGACUGUGAAAGAGACUAACAGGUUGCUCCUGCCCCAUACCUUCUCCCGGAAACCCUCGGAUGGCUCCUCUGAAACUAAACCCUCCAGACCGGCCCCUAAGACCAAGCCCUCCUCUUUAGCCCCUCUUGUGGGCACCACAACCACCACGCCGUCACCCUCUGCCAUCAAGGCUGCCGCCAAGAGUGCUGCCCUGCAGGUGACGAAGCAGAUCACACAGGAGGAGGAUGACAGUGAUGAGGAAGUAGCCCCUGAGAACUUCUUCUCCCUCCCUGACAAGGCUGAGCCACCUGGAGUUGAGCCAUACCCUUAUCCUAUCCCCACCAUCCCUGAAGAGCUGCCUCCAGGCACAGAGCCUGAGCCAGCCUUCCAGGACGAUGCAGCCAAUGCCCCCCUUGAAUUCAAGAUGGCAGCAGGCUCAAGUGGGGCCCCUUGGAUGCCUAAGCCUGGAGAUGACUACAGCUACAAUCAGUUUUCCACAUAUGGCGAUGCCAAUGCCGCUGGUGCUUAUUAUCAGGAUUAUUACAGUAGUGGCUACUAUCCAGCACAGGACCCGGCUUUGGUUCCCCCGCAGGAAAUUGCCCCAGACGCCUCCUUCAUCGAUGACGAAGCAUUUAAGCGACUGCAGGGCAAGAGGAACCGAGGGAGGGAGGAAAUCAAUUUUGUGGAGAUCAAAGGUGAUGACCAGCUCAGUGGGGCCCAGCAGUGGAUGACCAAGUCUUUGACGGAAGAGAAAACCAUGAAGCCAUUCAGCAAAAAGAAAGGUGAGCAGCCAACAGGCCAGCAGCGGCGGAAACAUCAGAUCACGUAUCUGAUUCACCAGGCUAAGGAGCGGGAGCUGGAACUGAAGAACACCUGGUCAGAGAACAAGCUGAGCCGCCGUCAGACCCAAGCCAAAUACGGAUUCUAGGGCUCCAGAACUGAUUGCUCCCAGGAUCUCCUGCCAGCUCAGCGGGGUUGGCCCCCAGCUUCACCUCUGGGACCCCAGCUGCUCUAAGCCCAGGAUCUCUUUCCCUGAGGACCCAGCCCUCGCCUCUGCGAGAAUGAACAUAUUUGAUAGAUUUUUCUUAACAAAAGUUAGAAACGUCAGCUCCUUUCUGUGUGGGAGCUAACAAAGACUCAUGAAUGAUGCCUCAGAAGGGGCUCAGAGUUCUUGGAUGGGGAGUUUUGCUCCCUGUCAGGUGUGAUGACAUGUUGAAUCCCCCCCACCACUUUUUUUUUUUUUUUUUUUUUUUAACCAGGGAAGUCUGUUGAAAUAAAACAUUCAGUCUGACAGACACUGCCUGCUCUGACCCCUUUCCUACCUUUUAGUCUGGUCUCAUUUCUCCAUUGUGGACUCUUCAUUUGUUAUCCUGUCCCUGGAUCUCAUUUUUUUACCUUGUGUAAAGCACCCUCCAAACCCUCUUGAGCUGUCUCGAUGAUAGCUUUGCUUUUUUUCUUUUCACUUACCAUCUGUAUGGGUUAGUGGCUAUUUAAUACCCUGGAAAUUAUGCAAAAUUUUCUAUGGAGUAAAGUGAUUUUA